GCGGCGACGGCGGCGGCGGCGGCGACGGCGGCGUCGGCGGCGGAAAACCUUCACCCGGCUCGGUUCCAAGGGACAAGUGUCGCGUGAUCAUGAUCGAGGAAUUGAAGCGGCAGGCGAGUCUGUCGGGCCCGCUGAUCGGGGUGAACAUGCUGCAGUACAGCGUGCAGGUGAUCUCCGUCAUGUUCAUGGGCCACCUCGGGGAGCUCCCCCUCUCCGCCGCGUCCAUGGCCACCUCCUUCGCUUCCGUCACAAGCUUCAGCAUCUUGCUAGGAAUGGGAAGUGCAUUGGAGACACUGUGUGGCCAAGCCUAUGGAGCCAAAGAGUAUCAUAUGCUUGGAGUUCACACGCAACGAGCUAUGCUUACGCUUCUAUGCCUAAGCAUCCCUCUUGCAGUCAUAUGGCUCUACACCUCCGACAUUCUCGUAGCUUUUGGCCAAAACGUGGAGAUUUCCAGGGAAGCGGGAACUUUCAACCGUUGGAUGAUCCCAAGUCUAUUCGCGUAUGUCCUCCGAUGUCUGAACAGGUUCUUGCAGACGCAAAAUAACGUUCUACCGAUGAUGAUGAGCUCUCUGGUUAUUGCUUCUCUUCACAUAGUCGUCUGUUGGGUCUUCAUCUUUAAGUUUGGACUAGGAAUAAGAGGAGUUGCUUUGGCGAACACGAUUUCGAAUUGGAACAAUGUGAUUCUGCUGGCGAUUUACGUGAAGCUCUCUCUAGCUUGUAUCAAAACUUGGACCGGUUUCACAAGAGAGACCUUGCUUGACCUUGUUAGCUUCGUCAAGCUUGCUGUUCCUUCAGCAGUUAUGAUUUAUUUCGAGUACUGGUCCUUCGAGCUGGUCGUUCUUCUAUCAGGUCUUCUGCCAAAUCCGAAACUAGAGACGUCUGUGUUAUCAAUUAGCCUCAACACUUGUUGGAUGGUCUACAUGAUCUCUGUCGGUCUCGGCGGAGCAAUCAGGUUUGUUUGAGUCAUUUGCUUCAGUUGUGCAGUUUACUAUGAGUUAGAAAUAAAAAGAAAAGAAGAGAAC
This is a messenger RNA of Syzygium oleosum, 1022 nucleotides long. RefSeq names its product protein DETOXIFICATION 16-like. NCBI's taxonomy places the organism in Eukaryota, Viridiplantae, Streptophyta, Magnoliopsida, Myrtales, Myrtaceae. Gene Ontology annotation, cellular component: membrane. The transcript is spliced from 4 exons. The record is from RefSeq and is a predicted model, not a curated record. Gene Ontology annotation, molecular function: xenobiotic transmembrane transporter activity; antiporter activity. Gene Ontology annotation, biological process: xenobiotic detoxification by transmembrane export across the plasma membrane. The coding region runs from base 90 to 962 and encodes 290 amino acids.